GCCCCGGGAGGAAGAGCCGCGUGAUGUGUGGGCCAUAAUGGUGGACAGGUAGGGAGCACGCUCCAGCUCGUUACCAGCGGCUGUCUCGGAACCUUCGAUAGCCGCCCGGACCGAACCACCGCCCGUCUGAACCACCGCCCUGGACCGCAACAAAAUGCCGAAUAUCAAAAUAUUCAGCGGCAGCUCCCACCCGGACCUGUCCCAGAAAAUAGCAGACCGCCUCGGACUCGAACUGGGGAAGGUUGUGACGAAGAAAUUCAGCAACCAGGAGACGUGCGUGGAGAUAGGGGAGAGCGUGCGUGGGGAGGAUGUCUACAUCGUGCAGAGCGGCUGUGGGGAGAUCAAUGACAAUUUGAUGGAGCUGCUGAUCAUGAUCAACGCCUGCAAGAUUGCCUCAGCCUCCAGGGUCACGGCUGUCAUCCCCUGCUUUCCGUACGCCCGGCAAGACAAGAAGGACAAGGUGGGGAGCCGCGCUCCCAUCUCUGCCAAGCUGGUGGCCAACAUGUUGUCGGUCUCAGGCGCCGACCAUAUCAUCACUAUGGACUUGCAUGCCUCACAGAUACAGGGUUUCUUUGAUAUCCCGGUUGAUAAUUUGUAUGCAGAGCCAGCUGUGCUCAAAUGGAUCAAAGAGAACAUCCCUGAAUGGAAAAACUGCAUCAUUGUCUCACCUGAUGCAGGAGGAGCCAAGAGGGUCACCUCCAUAGCGGACAGGUUGAAUGUGGACUUUGCUCUUAUUCACAAGGAGAGGAAAAAGGCCAACGAGGUGGACCGUAUGGUUCUGGUGGGAGAUGUGACAGAUCGGGUUGCUAUUCUAGUUGAUGACAUGGCUGACACAUGUGGCACAAUCUGCCACGCUGCUGACAAACUUAUUUCUGCUGGUGCCACUAAGGUGUAUGCCAUCCUGACCCACGGCAUCUUUUCCGGGCCAGCUAUCUCACGCAUCAACAAUGCCUGUUUUGAAGCUGUGGUGGUCACCAAUACAAUCCCUCAGGAGGAAAAGAUGAAGCAUUGUCCCAAAAUACAGGUUAUUGACAUCUCCAUGAUCCUUGCAGAGGCCAUUCGUAGAACUCACAACGGCGAGUCUGUGUCAUACCUGUUCAGCCAUGUUCCCUUGUAACGAAUGGUGUUUACCAUCAACUGUGUGCUAUUAACACCAAAUAAAAGAAGAGGGAAUUCCCUAACCCAAACACAACCAUUAACAAAGAUGUUCUGCUGAUUAACUAUAAAAAAGAACUGUCAUGUCUGUUACUAAUGCUGACCCCACCCCACUCGAGACCCUUCCCUUUUGAGCGGUGACCCUUCAUGUACAGGGCACCAAAGCAGUCACGAGCGUUCAGAUUUAGGCUGGCAUAUUUAUUGUAUAUGGAUAAAUAAGUAUUUAUCCACUGUGAACUUUGUCCUUCUUUCCUAACAUUUUAGGUAGUUUCUCCUGACCAUUUUACCUCACCAGGAGUUGUGUCAAUCUGUUUUCAAAGAGUUUAAAUGAAUAUGCCCCUGGCAGGUUCCAGUGGUCAGGAGAAGCAUCUGGCAUUUAAAGCUGUUACAGUGAACGAGUGUACUUUUAUCAUGUUGCUCUGAUUUCCUCUGCUGUGUGAAAGACAAAAACUGAUGAAGUGAAUGUGUGGAAAUAGUUUACAGUGAAGCUCCACUCAACCAAGAGUGCCUCAAAAGUCUGAAACAAAAUUACAUUUUCCUCUUCUUUCCCUCCCUCCCUGAAUCUGCUGUUAAAUUUUUCACUGGAUGAUGAAUGUUCAUGUGUCUUAGCAGGCUGCAAACAAUAUUUUGGGAUGUUUCUUUCAACUCUUGAGGUGCCCUCAUUGAGUGGGGUUUGCCCAGUGUCUGAGAUUUACCCUUCAAGGGUCUAUGAAGAAGAUCUAUCUUUAGAAACGCUGUUGGGUUUUUAGCUUGGGGUCUCUGCAGGCUGGAGCUUCCUUCAGAAAUGUUCACCUGCUGUUUCAUUGUUGUUGUUUUUUUUGUUUGUCUUUUUUUCAUUUUGUAUGUCUGGAGGAAGGAUUUGUCAUUAUUGUGCAUAAUCCAAACCUUUGUGUUACUUUUUCAGUUGGGUGAAUGCGCCAGUUAUUUGAGGAUGCAUUCUUAAUAAAAUAUCCGUUAAUCUUAAA
Molecule: messenger RNA, 2120 nt
Organism: Amphiprion ocellaris (clown anemonefish)
Lineage: Eukaryota; Metazoa; Chordata; Actinopteri; Pomacentridae
Gene: prps1b
Product: phosphoribosyl pyrophosphate synthetase 1B
Exons: 7
Coding region: 155-1117 (320 amino acids)
Biological process (GO): purine nucleotide biosynthetic process; 5-phosphoribose 1-diphosphate biosynthetic process; ribonucleoside monophosphate biosynthetic process
Cellular component (GO): cytoplasm; ribose phosphate diphosphokinase complex
Molecular function (GO): ATP binding; magnesium ion binding; ribose phosphate diphosphokinase activity
Source: RefSeq, a predicted model, not a curated record